This is a messenger RNA of Planococcus citri (citrus mealybug), 4628 nucleotides long. Its product is annotated as MAM domain-containing glycosylphosphatidylinositol anchor protein 1-like. The transcript has 19 exons. Gene Ontology annotation, molecular function: protein binding. Lineage: Eukaryota; Metazoa; Arthropoda; Insecta; Hemiptera; Pseudococcidae. The record is from RefSeq and is a predicted model, not a curated record. Bases 1854 to 4412 code for a protein of 852 amino acids.
GGAGUGGGGGCAAAAACACAAAGAGGUAGGUGGCGAAAAAAGCGACGUUGAUUACUUGAUUUCGCGCUUCACGAAUUUUCCUGAACGAGAUGAUUUUUUGCGUCUCCUUUUCAAGCGAAAUCUGUGUACUGUUUUCAGUGAAUGGUAUCAUUAUGUGCAUCUAAUUAAUUAAUAACGUAUUAUUCAUUUAUUUAAUUAUGCGUUGAUGUAUUGCGGUAAUUGUGAAGUUGUAGAAUCUGAAUCGUGUUUUUGUUCGGUUAUGUGUAAAACUCUACCCGGGUUGCAGGUACAAAAAUGUGCCCAUUGUAUACUUCAGUGCAUGUAGCUUGCUGCUGCGGAAUUCAGACUUUUUGCGAACACGUGUUUCAUGUGAAAGACUGGGUUAGUAGGAAGUUGUUAUAAUGCAAGUUCACGCAGAUUUAUUGUAUCUGGGAAGCGUUCAUGGUUUCAAGAAUUUUCCCGCUCGCGAAGUUGGCGUCUUUGUUUCCCUUCCCUCGUUGGUCUCUGCUCUGAUACUUAUACAUAUGUGCAGAUAAUUGUUUCUCAUUUCGUUUGAUUCAAGAUUUACGUGUGUUAUGAAUUAUUUUAACGAAUCCUGUGAUGACAAUAUACGAGUAUUAGUUGAGUUGAGAAAAAUAGACGUUGGGGCUUGGGCGUCGCCUUUUGGAGUCUUUGUUUCAGUACUUUUUUGGCGUAAUGCGAGAUUCUUGUACCAAAACUUAACGCGAUGAACUGAUGACAAUCUUGCAACAUCAUGUGAAAAUUGAAAUGAAUUCAAAGCUCAUGUGUAAAUAUCUGCAUUUAUGAAAAGAGUUCGAUGUACUGCAGAAUUUCACAAUUACGAUUUUCUUGCUCUUGUAGCUGAGCUUGCCUCUAAAAUGAUACGAAUACGAAAUACGAAACACGAAACAUGCAGAAUUUCAAGAUUUUUCUUGUUGGUGAAAUCGCAUUCGUCUUUCUUUAUCUCGUUGUCAGCGCUUCAAUGGCUACGAUCAUUUUGUGAUGAAUUCGACGAAUUAUUUGGUAAUAAUGUGAAAUUCUUGACUCUUGAUCGCAUUAUAUGAUUAAUCCAAGUAUUUUCAGUGCUAUCCAUCAGUUUACCCGAUCUCAGAGAAAUUAUGGAGCUUUCCUGUGUACUUCGCUAACCUACGCAGCUGUUGGCUUCUUUCGUAUUCGUAUACCUUACGCUGGGUCCAUCGUUUAUGGCAAAUCCUGGUCAAUUUUCUGUCAUGGAUGCAGUUUCGAAUGGAAUGAUCGUCGUCGCAUUCAACAAGAGUAUGUAUCUGAGCAGGCCAUGCUUAUGCAGAGUGUCGGAUGUUUCCAUCGAAAAUUACCCUACUUCUGUUUAAUGCAAAUUUUCGCUACAAAAUAGCCCUAAAUGAAAGCUGAAUCGCGAUUGUAUUUCCAAAUUUAAUCCAGAGAUAGCGUCUACAGUAAACGCUGGCGCAAUAACACCGUCGAAUUUAUUGUGGGAAAAAGUUACGUUUAUGAUUUUUAAUGUUCGUACUGGGUUUUCGCAUCAGUAUGUUUCCGGUGUGUGUUCGUCGCUAUAGUGCGUUCUGCCGGUUUCCAUUUUCGAGCGAAUUUCGUAUUACGUAAAAUUACGCGAAUUUUCAUCUUUGUACGUGUGUAAAUUUCUUAAAAUGAAAAUCGAGUCGCGUUGAAUUAUUUGUUUGUGUAUGUGUGUGUUUUUUUCAACUCGGAUCAGUUUUUUUAUUCGUUAUUUUGUCGUGAAAUCGGAUUGUGAGAAUUUUUUCGGCGACAUGAUUUGCGGCGUGAUUCGGAACGACGAGAAAAGCUACCGAUUCGAGUGAACGCGAUCGGUAGUUGGCUACGUGGAGGGAGUUGCGGUCAUGCAUCGCAUUUUGAUGCUCAUGUUGACCGUAACGGUUCACGGUAUGCAGCAGCUUUACCAUCCUCAGAACGAAAUCGAGGAAUUUUUCAACGAAUUGGAUAAACCAGUUCCUGUGACCGAUGUUUCCGGUAUUAUAUGGAAGAAAGCUUCGUUACCUUGUGAUAUUACGCCGAAUGAAAAAGACGACGUUGUGUUUAUGGUCUUAUGGUUCAAGAAUGCCGAAACAGAACCAAUUUAUAGUUUCGACAUUCGUAACCGAGCUCAAAAUCAAGCAAAACUGUGGUCUUCUCCGGCGGCAUUCGGUAACCGGGCCGUAUUCCGAGCCAGUACGAAACCGGCUAAAUUAUAUAUCGAAAAUAUUCAGCUAGACGACGAAGCCGUGUAUAGAUGUCGAGUGGAUUUCAAAAAUUCACCGACGAGAAACGUCAAAGUGAAUUUUACCGUAAUUGUUCUUCCAAAUAGUCCGGUGAUAUAUAACGCUCAGCGUCAAGAAAUCGAAACACUUUUGGAGGGUAGCAACGAAGGAAGCAUAUUAAGCUUAAGUUGCGAAGUUUCCGGAGGUCGACCACUUCCAGAGGUCAGAUGGUACUUGGAAGGUAAACUGAUCGACGAAACAUAUCAAACGAGGUCUUCCAGUCUAGUCGUUAAUCAAUUAAGAGAUCUGAAAUUAAGUCGAGAACACCUAAAUGCUCAGCUCACGUGUGUCGCCAACAACACACCGUUAGCCAAUCCCAUAUCGAAACUAGUGCUUCUCAAUAUCAAUCUGAAACCUCUGCAAGUGGAAAUUCUGCACAAGACGCGGUUACUAUCGGUGGAUCGAGAAUAUGAAAUCGAAUGUUUAGCGUCUGGCGCUCGUCCAAUUGCCAACAUUACCUGGUUUUUAGGAGAUAAACCUGUGGAACGUAUUGCUCUAAAGUAUCCUAAUUCGGACAAUCAAGUUAUCAGUAUUAUCAAAUAUUCACCGCUAAUUGAAGAUCACGGGAAGCAUCUUAUAUGUAGAGCAGAUAACCCAGCAAUACCAGAUUCGGGGAUAGAAGAUCGAUGGAGUUUGAACGUGCAGUAUGUACCUCGAGUAUCGUUAAAAAUCGGCCACAACUUGGAUGCGCGAAGCAUAAAAGAAGGCGACGACGUGUACUUCGAAUGCGACAUAAAAGCGAAUCCCAAAGCGUUCAAACAAGCUUGGUUUCAUAACAAAGAAGAAAUACAUCAAAAUGUAACCGCCGGUAUUUUAAUAACUGAUACGAGCCUGGUAUUGCAAAAGGUUACCAAAUACAAUGCGGGCAAUUACACGUGUAUGGCUACCAAUUCCGAAGGCAAAGGAGUCAGUAAUCCUGUCACGUUGACGAUUAUGUUCGCACCCUCUUGUAAACUACGCAGAGAACAGCUUUACGGGGCAUUAAAACAGGAAACAGUAGUGCUUAAAUGCGAAGUAGACUCGAACCCGAAACCAUCAGCGUUUCAUUGGACGUUCAACAAUUCAGGAGAUUCUAGUCUGGUGUCUCCUUCGCGUUAUACGCAUUCGGGCUUUAUAUCCAUCAUUAAUUAUACGCCGCAAACGGACAUGGAUUACGGAACGUUGGCUUGCUGGGCUAAGAAUUCGGUCGGACAUCAGAAAAGGCCUUGUAUAUAUCAAGUUGUGGCCGCAGGACGUCCUUUUCCACUAAUCAAUUGCUCAAUAACGAAUCAAACGGAAGACUCUUUGCAAGUUCAAUGUAUGGAAAAUUUCGACGGCGGGUUACCGCAAAACUUUUUGAUGGAACUUUUAGAAAUACCAAAUAUGGAAUCCAAGUUUAACGUCAGCGUUAAUGGAAGACCGCCUUUAUUUUACCUGCACGGAAUUGAAUCGUCGGCUUCUUAUAAAGUUAAACUUUUCGCCAUGAAUGUCAAAGGCCUUUCGGAUCCCGUCUAUUUGGAAACUAGUUCAUUCAAAGGAGCCGCAAAAUACACAAGUGUAACGAAUAAGUUACAAGUGAUAAAUGUGAUGGCUGGCUUAAUAAGCGUAUUAUUUGUGCUAACGGUGCUGUUAUGCGUGUUCGGUACUUUUAUAUUUUUCUAUCGGUGUCGACGUAAGCAUAAAAGAGAUCAAGAGUUCGCGCCUAAACCGUCCAAAACAGACGAUACGAUUAAAAAUCAACCGUACAUGUCGGCGGUAUUCGUGCGCAGUCAGCAGAACGUAGUCAGCGAUUCCAAAGGACCAGAUAUUAUAACGAAUACGUUCGGUAAUCGAACUUCGUCGAAUAAUACGUUUUCGACAACUAAUUCUACGGCUGUAAGUGAUCAAACGGACGAAUGCAACGUUGUAUAUAAAAAUCGACAAAAUAAUUACGAGCAUUCCAACGACGACGUCGUCGUACCGCAAAAAAUAUUAGCCGAGCCGAUACCAGACGGCGUCGGCGGUUAUAAAUACGAAAUAAAUACAAUUAAAAGAAUACCCAUGAUGGGUGAUCGUUGUACUAAUAAACAAGACACAUUUGUGAUUCAAUCGAGUACUAGUAAUCAUAGGCCGUCGUUAGAAGUUGUAACCACGUCGACGAAACUACAAGAAUCGUGUAUAUAGACGAAAAAAAAAACGAAACGAAAUUUCUACUAGAAAAAAAUUCAUUUUACGAUUUUUUCUCUUUUUGUACGGGCUAUUUCUAUUUUGAAAUUAUAUAUAUUUGUUGUUUUUAUUUUCGCGUGUUUUUUUGUCUCUAUUUCCCCCCUUUUUUUCGUAUAUUUGUUUAAAUGUUUAUACUAGUUUGAAAAUAAAAAAAAUUAUUACGUUUGUGUUAAA